CGGUUUAUCUCGUGAUCUGAAUGCGGUCACACUGGCUACUAGCAUUUUAGCUGGAAAAAAAGCUGCAGGCGAAAAUUGGCAAUAAAGUGCAGGAGCAGCCCAAGCAUGGAACAGGCCGAAGUGGUCAGUGCGUGCCUUGCAGCGCCUAAGCGCCGCUUCCCGGCCAACGAGCGUUGUGGGCGGGAGUCAGCCGCCACGCCCCAGCAGCCAACGCUACCGCAAAUCCCGGCCGAAGAGGAGCCGCAGAUGAAACAGCGCAAAAAGGAACCAGAGCAGGAAGAGAACCUCGUCCGGGAUACGGAGCGUAACCUCCUGGACUUCUGCGAUGAGCUGCUCUUCGAGAUCUUCCAGUACCUGGACACGUCCUCCAUUAUGGCGGUGAUGCAUUGCUCGCCGCGCUUGGAAAACCUCCUACUGGACCAUCGCUUCUACCACCACAUAGACCUAAGCAACGGGCCACUGCCCAUGGGCAUCCUAGAAGAGAUUCUUGGACGAGCCAACGAAAAGACACAUACCAUAAAAAUCUGCGGACCGCCAUCCUCGCAGCAUGUAGCCGGAGAGUUCCGCCAGUUCACCCAAACCCUAAGCUCCGUAUUUCCCAAGGUUGUCCAGCUAAAAGUGCUGGAGAUGCAGGGCGUCAGCCUGGACUUCGAAUACAUAGACAUAUCCGAGUUCCCGUCCACGCUGAAGCGCCUGAAGCUCAAGGACUGCAGCGUUAGGGUUUGCAACUCGACCAAGAGCAUAUUCCACUCUAUAGAGCUGCAUCUGGUGGAUCUAGAGGAUCUCAGUAUUGAGGACAACAGCUGGUUCGAGCCCUAUUACAUUAUGGGCCUCUCGAAGCUACCUUCCCUGCGACGUCUUAGUCUCAAGGGCUGUCAGACGCUGUGCAUGUUUGUGCCCUAUGGCAGCAUGGCGGCUCGUUUCGGUUUCAAAAAGCUAGAGUCACUAGAUCUGCGCCUGACGCCCAUCAACAAUUCAGAUUUGCAGUGUUUCAUCGCCAUUGAGAACCUCAAGGAACUGCUGCUAGAGUCGCCGAUCCUGCCCUCCGAACAAGCCGCUGCUGAUAAAACCACCAACGGCAACGCCACUGACGAAGCUGCUUCCCAGCAGCCUGAUUCACUGAAAGUGCUUAAUGAUGACGAGCCGUCCACAUCGCGGGCCGCCAUGGAGCAUCUGCGUGCAUGCAAGAUUGCGUUCAAUUCGGACAACUGCAACGAGAGAAAGGAGGAGCAGACACCGGCGCCGGAAGAGCCUCCUUCGAAUAGUCAGGACCCUCAGGUGAAAAGAAUCCGAGCACCAUCAGAAUCCGAUGAUGAGGACACAUCAUCCACAUCGGCCACCUCAGCUUCCUCGUCGGACAAAUCCGAGGUUUCAUCACCGCCCAGCAAUGGUCAUAACGGCGCUGCACCCUUGAGCUCACCAGUUUUGGUUAUUUCAUUGCGAGGCAUGGGCGCAGAUAUGCCGCCACAUCCGCCUGCAGCCGAUGCAGACAAUCCCGAGGAUCCCGGGCAAGAUCCCGGAUUGAAUCCCAGACCCACGCCGCGCGCUUACAUCUACAUGCCCGACGCCAAUGACACCUCGCGACAACAGCGAAAUAUUGUGGCCGUAAUUGAACAGAGGGCGGAGCAACUCGGCCGCAUGCGCGGUAACAAUCCAGCUUGCAGUCAUUUUCUACCGCGGCGUGACCAGGUUAUCUAUGUCAAUCAACAACGCUCACCCGCAAUGAAUGUUCUGUUGCCCACACGACGACACCGCACGCAUCCGCGUCCGAACUACGAUCAGGUGGUUCAGCAUCCGAUGUUCUGGAACAUGCUUGACCCACUGGAUCGUGACUACGCUCGCCGAAUGCGCCACCGUCCGACGCCCUGUCAGACAGCACCUCAGUACUAUGUCACUGACCGGGCGAUGUUCAGCUUUGGCCGAGCAUCGCGACCGGUGCAACCGAAUGUUAUCUGGAUCCGGAACUUCAACCGCUCGCCAGACAACAGACUGGAGCGACUGUCGUUGCGAAACUACCAUCUCAUCACAAAUCUUACCCUGGAGCAUCUGGUGCAGUGUUCCCCCCAUCUCGUGUAUAUCGAUGUGAGUGGCACAAGCAUCACGCUGCCGGCGGUUCGGCGCUUCAGAAGCGCCAAACCGGAGUGUGAAGUGGUCGCCAGCCACUUGGUGGAGUAUGAGAAACUUGGAGAGCAGGAGCCACAGGAAGAGGAUGAGACGGUGGUGCUGCUGCCUAACCAGGAGGAUCCGCAGCACGACCAACAGCCACCGAGAUCGCCACCGCCCUCGCACGAGCUGGUGGCUCCUUAGAAUAUUGUUCGUCGAAGUGGGCCGUGCUGGAUUAAUUUUUUUAGAAAGACGACAUGGCCAAGCCGAUGAAACCACAACGCUGGCUACAAGCAAGUUCUGUAGCUCAGUCACCUAGUAAUAUACGCCAGGCAAAACGCACUGUAAAAAUCCAAAAACCCCAUAAUCACAAUCCAAUUCCUGUAGCUAGGCAUUAAAGAACAAGAACGCGCGAUCCUUUUGGUAAA
Messenger RNA from Drosophila santomea, 2531 nucleotides. RefSeq lists its product as uncharacterized. The record is from RefSeq and is a predicted model, not a curated record. Gene Ontology annotation, molecular function: protein binding. The transcript is spliced from 5 exons. Bases 106 to 2307 code for a protein of 733 amino acids. Gene Ontology annotation, cellular component: SCF ubiquitin ligase complex. Gene Ontology annotation, biological process: SCF-dependent proteasomal ubiquitin-dependent protein catabolic process. Lineage: Eukaryota; Metazoa; Arthropoda; Insecta; Diptera; Drosophilidae.